Agelaius phoeniceus (red-winged blackbird) is the source of this 2541-nucleotide messenger RNA. It is a transcript of the gene LRRN2, whose product is annotated as leucine rich repeat neuronal 2. Gene Ontology annotation, molecular function: protein binding. Gene Ontology annotation, cellular component: plasma membrane. NCBI's taxonomy places the organism in Eukaryota, Metazoa, Chordata, Aves, Passeriformes, Icteridae. The record is from RefSeq and is a predicted model, not a curated record.
GCUGCGAAGGCGCCGGGCGAGCCAAGGGUGAGGAGCUCUCCCCGCCGCCUUCAGCCCUGAGGGUCAGCGUGGCCGGAGGGUCCUGCUGGCCCUGUCCCCGUCCUGAGCGACAAGGACAGACCCCGCCGGCGGUGACAGCUCCGGAGCCACCCGGCCUUUUGUCUGCCAGCCGAGCCAGAUGUGCGGGCAGCUGUGGCGGGGGGCGGCAGGCGGUGACAGCGGCGCCGGGGGACGCGGACAGACGCGGAGGGAAUGACCUCGAGGAGAAGCCCGGAAGAUGCAGCCAAGCACAGGAACGACUCCUUUGGGGAGGAAGAAGAGGCCCAGCUCUGACUGAGGCACCCCCAGCACUUUGAGCUCCCCUUUUUGGGGGCGCCAGGCAGGGGCCGACCCUUCCAGGGGCUCGCAUGGAGCAUCUCCCCCGACGGGCGCCGUCCCCACCUCGCCAUCACCGCCGUCCCCCCGUCGUGGCCAGCUCUGGAUGCUCCCUGUGACCUCCCGCAGCCCAAAAUGAGAGGCCUCCAGCCCAGCUGCCUCCUGCUGUGCGUGGUGGCUGCCAGCGCCAUGCCCACGGUGCCCUGGCGGGUGGCGUGUCCCCCGCGCUGCGUGUGCCAGAUCCGGCCCUGGUACACGCCCCGCUCCGCCUACCGCGAGGCGGCCACGGUGGACUGCAACGACCUCUUCAUCACCUCGGUGCCCCCGGAGCUGCCCGAGGGCACCCAGACCCUGCUGCUGCAGAGCAACAACAUCGCCAGGCUGGAGCAGGGCGAGCUGGGCUACCUGCGGAACCUGUCCGAGCUGGAUCUGUCGCAGAACAGCUUCUCCGACGUCUGGGAUUUCGGGCUCAGGAAUAUGCCCCAGCUGCUCAGCCUGCACCUGGAGGAGAAUCAGCUCUCUGACCUGCCCGACAGCAGCUUCCCGGGCUUGGGGAACCUUCAGGAGCUCUACCUGAACCACAACCGGCUCCGCAGCAUCGCCCCCCGCGCCUUCGCCGGCCUGGGCAGCCUCCUGCGGCUCCACCUCAACUCCAACCUGCUGAGGACGCUGGACAGCCGCUGGUUCCAGAUGCUGCCCAGCCUGGAGAUCCUCAUGGUCGGGGGGAACAAGGUGGACGCCAUCCUGGACAUGAAUUUCCGGCCCCUGGGCAACCUGCGGAGUUUGGUGCUGGCCGGGAUGCAGCUGCGGGAGAUCUCGGAUUACGCCCUGGAAGGGCUGAGGAGCCUGGAGAGCCUGUCCUUCUACGACAACAAGCUGGCAGACGUCCCCAAGAGGGCUCUGCAGCAGGUGCCCGGCCUGAAAUUCCUGGAUCUGAACAAGAACCCGCUGCAGAGGGUCAAGCAGAGCGACUUCACCAACAUGCUGCACCUCAAGGAGCUGGGCCUCAACAACAUGGACGAGCUGGUGUCCAUCGACCAGUUCGCCCUCAUCAACCUCCCCGAACUGACCAAGCUGGACGUCACCAACAACCCCAAGCUGUCCUUCAUCCACCCCAAGGCCUUCCAGCACCUUCCACAGCUGGAGACGCUGAUGCUCAACAACAACGCCCUAAGUGCCUUGCACCGGCAGACGGUGGAGUCGCUGCCCAACCUGCAGGAGAUCAGCAUCCACGGCAACCCGCUGCGCUGCGACUGCGUCAUCCGCUGGGUCAACAGCACCCGGCCCCGCGUGCGCUUCAUCGAGCCCCAGUCCACGCUCUGCGCCGAGCCCCCCGACCUCCAGCGCCGCCACAUCCGCGACGUCCCUUUCCGGGAGAUGACGGAGCAGUGCCUGCCGCUCAUCUCCGCCCGCAGCAUCCCGGCGCGCCUGGAGGCCGAGGUGGGUGACAACGUGGCCCUGCACUGCCGGGCGCUGGCAGAGCCGGAGCCGGAGAUUUACUGGGUGACGCCGGCCGGGGCGAAGCUGCUGCCGUUCGGGGACGACGGGAAGUUCAAGGUGCACUCGGAGGGGACGCUGGAGAUCCGCGGGAUCGCGGCGCGCGAGGCCGGGCUCUACACGUGCGUGGCUCACAACCUGCUGGGCGCCGACACCCGCGGCGUCCGCGUGCUGGUCAACCGCUCCUUCCCGCUGGGCCAGGCCGAGCUGGAGCUGCUGGUGGUGGAUGUGCAGCCCCACCAUGUCCUGCUGGCCUGGCGGCCGUGCCUCAACGCCGUCUCCUCCAACCUCACCUGGGCCAGCUCGGCGCCGGGCUCGGUGCUGGGCUCGGCGCGGAUCCCGGCGGGCACCCACAGCUUCAACGUCACCCGGCUGCGCCCCGACACCGAGUACCGGGCGUGUCUGCACGUCACCUUGGUGGCAUCGCCGCUCAGGGUGGCCUGUGUGAGCGCCAGGACUAAAGAGGCCAGGCAGGGCAUGCCGUGGGGACAGGGGACGCUGGUGACGGCGCUGCUGCUGUGCCUGCUGCUGCUGGGGGUGGCGGUGAGCAGCGGAUCCCGGCGGGAAUCGCUCCGUGGCGUCGCCGGGGCUGUGCGCGUGGUUUAUCCCGUGCAGCCCCGGGGACACCUCCUGGCCGUGGAGGUGCAGGCAGCACCCCUGGAGUGCUGA